Molecule: messenger RNA, 1062 nt
Organism: Spinacia oleracea (spinach)
Lineage: Eukaryota; Viridiplantae; Streptophyta; Magnoliopsida; Caryophyllales; Amaranthaceae
Product: serine/arginine-rich splicing factor SR45a
Exons: 7
Coding region: 122-796 (224 amino acids)
Molecular function (GO): RNA binding
Source: RefSeq, a predicted model, not a curated record
AAAAAAACAGAAAUUAUAAGCGAAACUCAAACAGCACAGGUCAUAACCCUAAUUCGUCUUUCUCCUUUUUCCCUUCGUCCCCCGUUUUUUUUUCUCUCUCUCCCUUCGAAAUCGCAUAAAAAUGGCCGAUUCUCAGCGCAAGAGGUACUCUAGGUCUCCAUCACCUAUGAAAGAAAGAUCUAGGUCCCACUCUAGGUCUAGAUCACGGUCCAGAUCUAUGUCUCCUCCUAGAUAUCGGUCUCGUUCUCGUUCCAGAUCAAGGUCUGCAAGCCGUGGCAGGAUUGAGACGAAUCCUGGAAAUACACUUUUUGUGACUGGUCUUUCCUCUAGAGUCACUCAAAGAGAACUUGAGGACUUCUUUUCCAAGGAGGGAAAGGUAAGCUCAGUGUUUUUGGUUAUGGAGCCACGUACACGCAUAUCACGAGGAUUUGCUUUUGUGACUAUGGCUUCUCUUGAAGAUGCUGACCGUUGCAUCAAGUACCUCAAUCAAUCUGUUCUCGAGGGUCGCUACAUCACUGUUGAGAAGUCAAGGAGGAAACGACCAAGGACACCUACCCCUGGACAGUAUCUUGGCUUGGGCCAUCGCCGCAAAUACCGAGGUGGGUAUGGUCGUGAAGACUAUGAUCAUAGGAGGUCACCAAGACGUUCACCUUAUCGUGGUAGCCGAGGCUAUUCUCCUCCUCGUCGUUCUCCUUAUGCUGAAAGGUCAAGGAGGUACAGAUCAAGGUCAUACUCUCCUUAUGGAAGCCCUAACAGAGGAGGAUAUGGGCGUCGAUCUGGUGCCUAUGGCAGAUAAGAAAAUAGUUGUAAGCAAUCUGGGGAUGAAUGGGACUAUAAUACUAUCUUGUGGAACUAUGCUGUAUCUAGAAUUGUGUAUGUGGAAUGUUAGUGCCUUUGUUAGUUCUAGUUGUUCAACCCUGUUGUGGUUGUUCCGACUUCAUUGGCAAAGCAUGAUCUUUAUUAUGAUCGUUUGCAGAUUGCAAUAUACGACUUAAGUAUUAACAGAGCCAUGUAUCUGUGUCUCGGUGAAAUCAAGACCUUGACUCUAGUAUUUUCGUGUUU